CAAGAGCUGUCAACAUCCUCUGACCUAGUUCUUGAAUUUAUUUUCUCAUUCUUUUCCUCCUCUCUCAGCCGCCGCUGCCCAUACUGCAGCCGCCGCUUCCUUGCCACCGUCGUGCCCGUGCUUGCGCUGCCAGCCCUUCCUGCCGCCGCCAUUGCACUGCCGCCACCGAUCGUCCACCAUUUUUUUCCCCUCUCCUGCGCGAGCCUCCCAAUGUCGCGCCUUUCCGCUGCUCCUUCUCUCCCUUUCUGGACAAACCCGCAACCGCCGGCCCCGUCCACCCUCAGGCAACCACCAGUGCUGCCACCCUCCCCCUUCCGGCCGCCGCUCGCCCAGCCAGUCGCCGCCAGCAACCACCAGGUCUGGUCCCUCUGCAAUCGGGUCCCCAAACCCGUGCCAGAUCCGUGAAGAGUGCCCAACGUGACAACCCAGUCACGUGCAUCCCCACAUCCCGGUUUUUUCAGAAAAACCCGGUUCAACUGAAUCGGCCCCUGAACCCGGUUCACUUAUUUCCGGUUCACCAGACCAGUAACUAAAAAAAAAACAGCAUUUGCUCCUCUCAGUUAUUCUUUUUCCCCUAUCAUGUCUACCACCGCAUCCUCGGAUCCCACACCCGUGGCCACCUCCACUCCUACGGUGGUCACUACGGUGACUCCUCAUAUCCCGCCGACCAAGCUUGACUUUCACCCGGCUCUCGUCGUUUCGAACAUUAGGAAUAACAUUCCUAUUAUGCUGGACAUGGAGACUGAUCGCUAUGACACCUGGGCGGAGCUUUUCCGCAUUCAUGCACGUUCCCAUCGGGUUCUACAUCACAUUGUCCCUGCUGCAGAUAAGCCUCAUCCACCAGUCAUAGACCCUAGUUAUGAGAAGUGGGCCACUCUGGAUGCCACAGUCCUUCAGUGGAUUUUUUCCACCAUUUCUGUUGACCUGAUGACUACCAUCAUGGAGCCUAACUCCACUGCUCUCACUGCUUGGACGCAUUUGGUGGAACUAUUUCAGGAUAAUCAGAACGCUCGUGCUGUCCCCCUAGAGCAGGAGUUCUCUACUGUUCGCAUGGAGGCAUUUCCGACUGUUGCCGCCUACUGUCAGCGUCUGAAGACGCUUUCUGACCAGCUCCGUGAUGUCGGGGCUCCUGUGAACAAUCAUCGUCUGGUAUUGCAGCUCAUCUCCGGCCUCACUGAUGCUUACAGGGGUGCUGCCACUUUGAUUCGCCAGAGCAAUCUGCUCCCCUCGUUUCAUCAGGCUCGCUCCAUGCUUACCUUGGAGGAAGCCGGUAUGGCUAAGAUGAAACCUGUUGAGCCUCCUGCUGCCUAUGUUGCUACUCAGCCGCGUCCUUCUGAUGCCUCUUCUCAGAGCUCUGAUCGUCGGUCCUCCAACCGUUCUCGAUCCCACAACUCUAAGGGUCGUGGAGGGAAUCGUGGCAAAGGUGGUAGAUCCCGCAGUGGCACCUCUCAGGGCUCCUCUUCUUCGAUGCCACCUCGGCCGCAGUACAUUCUGUACCAGCAUUGGGGAUGGGCACGACCUCCAUGGGCCAUGCCUCCGUGCCCAUACCCUACCUCUCAGUGGACUCGUCCUUCUGCACCUCCUCAGCAACCCGACAUUUUGGGCCCGCGUCCUCAGGCUUAUGCUGCAUCAGCCACAUCCGUGUCCACUGACAUUGCCACUGCAAUGCACACCAUGACACUUGCUCCUCCGGACAGCACCUGGUAUAUGGACACUGGAGCAUCAUCUCAUGUAGCAGCAUUACAAGACGGGGAUUCCACUCAUGAGAUGUAAUAGUCCUGGCGAUCUCUACCCAAUCACUCCGUCUUUUCCAUUUGCUGGUCUAGCUCAGAGUCUCUGGCACAGUCGUCUUGGUCAUCCUAGUUCUUCUGCCUUGCAGUCUCUUCGUAGCAAUAAGUUCAUUAGUUAUGAGCAUUUAAAUUCUAGCACAGUUUGUGAGUCGUGUGUUUUUGGCAAACAUGUUAGGUUGCCAUUUGUUUCUUCUAAUAAUGCUACUGUGAUGCCUUUUGACAUUUUACACAGUGAUUUGUGGACUUCGCCUGUUUUGCCUUCUGCGGGUCAUCGGUAUUAUGUAUUAUUCUUAGAUGAUUUUACAGAUUUCCUGUG
This is a messenger RNA of Lotus japonicus, 2106 nucleotides long. RefSeq lists its product as uncharacterized. The record is from RefSeq and is a predicted model, not a curated record. Bases 580 to 1773 code for a protein of 397 amino acids. Lineage: Eukaryota; Viridiplantae; Streptophyta; Magnoliopsida; Fabales; Fabaceae. The transcript is spliced from 2 exons.